This is a messenger RNA of Pyrus x bretschneideri (Chinese white pear), 1072 nucleotides long. RefSeq lists its product as uncharacterized. The coding region runs from base 79 to 927 and encodes 282 amino acids. The transcript has 7 exons. The record is from RefSeq and is a predicted model, not a curated record. Lineage: Eukaryota; Viridiplantae; Streptophyta; Magnoliopsida; Rosales; Rosaceae.
UUAAACAUUGCACCUCUCUCUCUCUCUCUCUAAGUAACUUUCCGGCUUUCUUUUGAAGCUUUGAUUUGUAGAGCUAAAAUGGAAUUCCAAAACCAGUAUCAGCAGGCUGAUCAGAUGCCAGAAUACGAGUGCCUUCUCUUUGAUCUUGAUGACACCCUUUAUCCCUUGAGUUCUGGAUUAUCUAAACAAUGCACCAAGAACAUUAAAGAAUUCAUGGUUAAAAAAUUAGGCAUAGAGGAAAAAAGAGUCACUGAGGUGAAUCAAGUAUUGUACAAGAAUUAUGGAACAUCAAUGGCCGGUCUCAAGGCUAUUGGUUACAAUUUUGACAAUGAUGACUAUCAUAGUUUUGUUCAUGGAAGAUUGCCCUAUGAGAAUCUAAGACCUGACCAUGUCUUAAGGACUCUAUUGCUAAGCCUGCCAUACAGGAAACUUAUUUUCUCAAAUGGGGAUAAGGUCCACGUGGCAAAAACCCUAAGCAAGCUUGGAUUGAAUGACUGCUUUGAAGGAGUUAUUUGCUUUGAGACUCUGAAUCCGACUAAUGAUGAUGAAGGAUGCAGCAGCACAAGUAUUUUUUAUCAUUCUUGCUUAUUUGAUGCUGAAAUAUCAGAGCUUCCAGUGACUCCAAUUGUUUGCAAGCCAUUUGCAAAUGCAUAUGAACAAGCCUUUGAAAAAGCCAACAUUAACCCUCAAGGAACUCUAUUCUUUGAUGAUAGCAUCAGGAACAUACAAGCUGGAAAAAACAUCGGUCUCCAUACUGUAUUGGUUGGCACUUCCAACAGAACCAAGGGUGUGGAUUAUGCAAUCGAGAGCAUCCACAAUAUCAGAGAAGCACUUCCAGAACUAUGGGAAAUCAACAAUAAGGACACAGCCAUGGGUAGAACCUUUUCAGGGAAGCUGCUGGCAAUUAAGACAUCAGUGACCGCCUAGGUGCUUAAGCUUUUUAGCUUCAAUUUCAAAGCUCCUUUGAGCAAAUGGAAAAGCAUGGAGGCCAGCAAUUGGCUAUGUAUUUUCUUAUGUAUAUCCUAAUAAUGUAUGGUCAAAUUACCAAUGAUCAAGAAAGCUUCUUUCUGUA